Hordeum vulgare subsp. vulgare (domesticated barley) is the source of this 633-nucleotide messenger RNA. Its product is annotated as succinate dehydrogenase subunit 8A, mitochondrial. The coding region runs from base 166 to 342 and encodes 58 amino acids. NCBI's taxonomy places the organism in Eukaryota, Viridiplantae, Streptophyta, Magnoliopsida, Poales, Poaceae. The transcript has 2 exons. The record is from RefSeq and is a predicted model, not a curated record.
UCUCCAUUUCACGCUUCUUCUGGCGUAGCCCGAAGGCUGCAACCUUUUUUUUUUCUCUCCCCUUCCCCAAAUCCGCCUCUCUCUUCCCCAAGUCCGCCGCGGAAGAAGCGAGCGAUCGAUCGAUCGAUCGAGAGGCGAAUUCAACGAAGGAUCGAGCGAGCGAGGAUGAUCUACCGCAACUGGUCCCUGCUCUCCUCCACGGUCGUCAUCUGGGGCAGCGUCGGCGCCGCCGGCCUCGCCGGGGUCUUCCUCUUCGGCGGCAAGGAGAAAUUCCAGGGCUAUCUUUCCCGCGAAGGUGAGAGGCUGAGGCAGCAGGAGAGAGCCAUGAUGGGCAAGAACUAGUGCAGACCACAACUCAGUUCCGACCCGUGUCGACAUGUGAACUAGACAUGGAUCGACGUAUCUCUGUGCUAUAGAACAUCUUUUUCUCUGCCUGGCAACUUUUUGCUUCUGCCCCCCAUGAAUAAUCUCAACGCACAUGCUCUUUUGAGACGAACUUCAUGAUCCUGUCUUAUCCUUUAAAAGCCUGCUGUUUGUCAACUUUGUUCCGGCGCUCUGAAUGAAUUAUAUUGUACGUACCAUCGCUGUUAAGUUGAAUUGUUCCGGCGCUCUGAAUGAAUUAUAUUGUACGUA